Messenger RNA from Leptonychotes weddellii (Weddell seal), 993 nucleotides. Lineage: Eukaryota; Metazoa; Chordata; Mammalia; Carnivora; Phocidae. The record is from RefSeq and is a predicted model, not a curated record.
UGUUGACGGCGCUGCGAUGGCUGCCCGCGGGUGUCGGACCAGCGAAGCCCCCGGCCCCUCUCAGAGCCCGGCCUCCUGACGCCGCCAGUGGGCGGGGCCGCCCGGGCCGCCUCCGCCGCUGUCAUGUAUCCGACGCCGCCGCCGGCGCCGCAUCGGGACUUCAUCUCGGUGACGCUGAGCCUCGGCCGGAGCUACGACGGCAGCAAAAGCUGGCGGCGGCGCUCGUGCUGGAGGAAAUGGAAGCAGCUGUCGAGAUUACAGCGGAAUGUGAUCCUUUUCUUGCUCACGUUUCUGAUGCUCUGUGGACUCGUGUCCUACAUCGGCGUGGCUGACCAGUGGAGAGGUAUCAGCUACACGUGUGCCUUAACGUGAUCUGUGUGUGUCACUGAGGGCCGACCGGGCAGGAGGGUCUCGCAGCCCACCUGCAAGGUCAGCGGGUAGAGCGUCUUAUCCACGUGGCCAGAACACGGUUGUGAGUUUCCCCUUGUGGGGCUGCUUCCUUAGCGUCUGGUGUUAAGUCCCGGCAUCUCCAUCCCCUCUGCCUCGCAGAGAAGUGGAGGUCCUGAGGUCGCAAGCUCGGUCCAGACACACCCCGUGAACUUCCUCACACGUGUUCCCGUGUGUGUGCAAAGGCCCCGGGCAGAGUUCUGGCGAGCAAGUAGAGAAUCCUGGUGAAUUUCUCUGUUACGGUCCUGGCUGGCGUUCAGCAGGAAGGCUGAGGAGCCGCUGCAGGGGCCUCAAGCCAGUGGCCCGCUUGCAACCCUUCGUAGUCCCUGGAAGGGAAGAGGUUAAGGCCAUGUAUUUGCGGGGUGUGGGUUAGGGUUAAGGAUCAGAACCGCCAAGGGCUUUGAAAAAGGUUUGAUUCCCUCAGGCCGUCCUUGGACCUUCUCUGGUCACUGGUGUCCUUUCGUAAGGAGUCACGCCUGCCUGGACGUGCUCUGUGACAGGCUUUGAGUCUCCUCCAGGCUGUGUGGCCUGUUGGGGAUCAAACCC